UUGUAAGAGAGCAGCCUUUUAGCCGACUGCAGCAUGGAUAAGUGGUGUUCAGUCCUUGCAAAGAUGGGGAAUAUUGGAAGCAGAUUUCAUUCUUCGAAAGGACCGGAGGAAACCGGCGAAAGCAGCCGCAAACACGGGUGCGAAUGGAAGAGGAAACGGAACACACAGUGUGACUGCGAGGAUGACAAGGAGGAUGACGACGCCAUUCUAGAUACACCGCGCAGGAAGAAACUGAAAAGCACCUCCAAUUACAUUUAUCAAACGUUGUUCCUCAAUGGAGAAAAUAGCGACAUUCGAAUCUGCGCACUGGGGCAAGAGUGGAACCUUCACAAACUGUACCUUUGCCAGUCGGGUUAUUUCUCCAGCAUGUUCAGCGGCUCCUGGAAGGAGUCCAACAUGAUGGAAAUCAACCUAGAGAUACCUGACCAAAACAUUGACAUAGAAGCUCUGCAAGUAGUCUUUGGAUCCUUGUACCGCGACGACGUGCUCAUCAAGCCCAGUGGGGUUGUCAGUAUCCUUGCAGCUGCUUGUAUGCUACAGCUGGAUGGUUUGAUCCAGCAGUGCGGUGAGACCAUGAAGGAAAAUAUCAGUGCAAAGACGGUGUGCAGCUUCUAUGCGUCCUCUUGCAUCUACGGUUUGGACUCCGUCAUGAAAAAAUGUCUGGAGUGGCUCCUAAACAACCUCAUGACGCACCAAAAUGUGGACUUGAUGAAAGAAAUUGGAACGGAGAUGAUGGAGCAGCUCAUCCAGUCGUCUGACCUGUUCGUCAUGCAGGUGGAGAUGGAUGUCUACACUGCUCUGAAGAAGUGGAUGUUCCUGCAAAUCAACCCCAUGUGGGACGGACCCAUAAAGCAGCUUCUUGCCGACGCCGACGCUUGGCUGUGCAAGCGCAGGACCGACCUGUGUGAGAGAGAGCCCUUCCUAAGCACAGAGGAGGGGGCCACCUUUUGCUCCGUGUUCAAAUACGUGCGUCUUCAAUAUAUCGUCAACGACCUCGCUUCUGCCCGCAUGCUGGAGCGGGACAACAUUUUACCUCCAGAUUGGUUGACUGCGGUGUACAAAACGCAGUGGUUUGCCAUGUUGCGGACAGAAUUUGACAAUGAUAACGGUCCGCAGGAAGCCAACAAAGAGGAUUUUGAGUUAAGCAGCAUGAGGUGUGGCAGAAAACUGACCAAAGAUGGAGAUUACUGCUGGCGAUGGACCGGUUUCAAUUUCGGUUUCGACCUGCUUGUGACUUACACCAACCGCUUCAUCAUCUUCAAAAGGAACACGCUGAGUCAGCCGUGUGGGGGCGCCGUGAGCCUGCAGCCGCGGCGACAUCUGGCUUACAGGUUACGCUUGGCCUCCUUUGACAAUCUUGGCAAGCUGGUGUGCAGCCGCUCAACCGGUUACCAGCUUCUCACACUUGAGAAGGACCAGGAGUACGUGGUGAUGAACCUGGACAGCCGCCUGUUGUCCUUCCCGCUUUACGUGUGCUGCAACUUCUUAUACACAUCGCCAUAUGCCGACCACCGGCCGGACCACUCGGAGCAUGAGGGAAGCGCCCGCAGCAUCUCCUGAUCAGCACGUGGUUGCCAACACCCAUUCUUGUGGUAACGUUGGGCACUAUUUAUACACUCCGCCGGCACCUUCCACAUCACGAAUGAAUCACCUGUAAGGCAGCGUGGGGGGAAUACGUCACUGAUGUGUCACUUGGAGGCUGGUGGAAUGAGACGACAUACCUCAACAUGGAAACUUUCCAUUUGUGGACACUUAAUGUUGAUGAUAGUGGUCCACAAACCAGUCACCUCACUUCAUUGAUGGGACUGUCCUACAGACUUCUGGAAGUCAGAAGACGGGGACUUUCCACUUUUACCACCUCGGCAUCGUAAAGCCGGAAUUUCUGGAAUUUUUUUCUUGUACACUUGCAGGUAAAAUGCUUAAGCAACAGCACCUGGUUUAAUAAAUAAGAGUCACCAUUACUAUUUGCUUUGGAAGGUUUGGUGUUAGUGGACGCCAUGUACAACUCUGCAACUUCUUGUUUUCACCUUGUAACUACAUCGAAACUAAUUCAACCAAAAUCGAAAUAGUCGUCACCACUCUCAAGUUACUUAUAACAAAGAAAUUGAAUGAUGAUGUGCUCUAAAAUGGGCCAACAGUCUUGCUUCUUUCACCACAACGGUCCACUUGUCUUCUUACGGUUUCACCUUUGACUCACCAAAAGUUAAAAACACUUCUAUUGCAUAUUUAGGCACGCACACAUCCAAGUCUUUUUUUUUUUUUUGUGCUGGGUUUCGGGGUUUCAACUGUUGACCACUUAAGUAAUUACAUUAUUGCCAAUAUUUUUCUGCAUUUCUUCACCUGCCUAUCCGUUAACCGAGAUUGCCUCAUAAUGUCAAGAAAGGCAAGGCACUCGUGCUGCAGUGGCAUCCCUUGUUUUUAUUCCACAUUUAUUCAUAUAUUUUUUUACUUUUUUUUUUUAAUGUAUACAAAAUGUUAAUUGCCAAUAAAACUGCCCAAUGAUGUGGGCUGUGGUGCUAUCAUGUCAUCGAAAUGUA
Molecule: messenger RNA, 2537 nt
Organism: Hippocampus comes (tiger tail seahorse)
Lineage: Eukaryota; Metazoa; Chordata; Actinopteri; Syngnathiformes; Syngnathidae
Gene: gmcl1
Product: germ cell-less, spermatogenesis associated
Exons: 15
Coding region: 34-1560 (508 amino acids)
Biological process (GO): germ cell development
Molecular function (GO): protein binding
Source: RefSeq, a predicted model, not a curated record